This is a messenger RNA of Jatropha curcas, 861 nucleotides long. The record is from RefSeq and is a predicted model, not a curated record. NCBI's taxonomy places the organism in Eukaryota, Viridiplantae, Streptophyta, Magnoliopsida, Malpighiales, Euphorbiaceae.
AUGGAUCAAAGACUCUACAGAGCUGCAUGCGAAGGAGAUUUAGAAGCUGUAUUAGAAUUACUAGAACAAGAUCCUCUUCUUCUCCAUAAUGAUAUCGAUACACCAGACAAUCCAUUACACAUAGCAACGAAACUCGGGCGUGCAGAAUUUGCUAAAGUGGUUAUGAAUCGAAACAACAAAUUAGCAGAAGAAAGAAAUCACCAAGAAUUUAGUCCAAUUCAUUUGGCUUCACCAAAAGGGGACUCACAGAUUGUGACAGAUUUGCUUAAUAUUGAUAGCAAACUGACAGUGAUUUUUGCAAGCGCAGCUAGGGAGGUCACUCAUAAAGAGGAAACUGUGCUUCACCUUGCUGUCAAAAAUAACCAGUCUGAAGCUGUCAAAUCUUUGCUUUCGCUUCUUAAACGUAACAAUCUUAUUGAUGAUCUUGUUAAUUGUGUCGAUCAAGAUGGAAACACAAUAUUGCACCUAGCUACUGCAAGGAAACAAGUGCAGACUAUAAAACUUUUGUUAGAAGAGACAAAGGUUAAUGGCAAUUCCGUGAACGCAAAUGGGCAUACUGCGUUUAGCAUUGCAAAAUUGAACACAUCAGAAGCUGAUGAUAUGAUCAUUCAGAAAAUGCUUAAUGAAGCCCAACAACGAGAGCCUCCUGGAGAGCAAAUUGUAGAGGUUGAAUCCCCUCAAAAUGAAGCAGAGCAUGCAAUAACCACAAUAGAGGACCCAAAAAAGGAUGACCCACCAGAAGCACGAAAAAGCAGAUUAGAAAAGAGUUUCGACAACGUGAAAAACGGUAUUAUCAUUUUAGCUUCAAUGUGUGCAGCUUUUAGCUUUGCAGCUGCAGUGAGUCCUCCUCGUGGUCUUUGA